Molecule: messenger RNA, 1404 nt
Organism: Mucor velutinosus
Lineage: Eukaryota; Fungi; Mucoromycota; Mucoromycetes; Mucorales; Mucoraceae
Product: PHO85 cyclin-5
Exons: 5
Coding region: 1-1404 (467 amino acids)
Biological process (GO): regulatory ncRNA-mediated heterochromatin formation
Cellular component (GO): nucleus; nuclear RNA-directed RNA polymerase complex
Molecular function (GO): zinc ion binding; helicase activity
Source: RefSeq, a predicted model, not a curated record
AUGUGGCCUCUGCAGGUCCGUUUGAAAGCUCACAAGCAAUGGAUCGAUCAACGCAAUGCUGGUCUUGAGGCCAAGCUGAAUGCCUUGAUGAGGCAGUACUAUGAAAAAUCGCAGGCUAUUCGCAAGUGCACUGCUAAUUAUGAGGCCAAGAUUUGUAGACAAAACCGAGUUGUUGGCAUGACAAGUACUGCUGCCGCUAAAUACCACGAUUUAUUGGAAGAGAUGCGUCCCAGAGUCAUGGUGGUAGAAGAAGCUGCUGAAAUGCUGGAGUCUCAUAUUAUUUCUGCAUUGACCAACUCACUGGAACAUCUCAUCUUGAUUGGUGAUCAUCAGCAACUGAGACCCUCUACUUCAGUUCACGAACUGGCUGAGAAUCAUGCCCUGGGUGUUUCUCUCUUUGAGCGUCUUGUAAUGAACAAUUUCCCUUUUACUCGUCUGUCUCAUCAAAGACGUAUGCGUCCUGAAAUUCGCGCAUUGAUCAACCCCAUCUACAAAGACCCUCCACUCAUGGACCAUCCAGACGUGGCAGCCUAUCCUCCCAUUCUUGGUAUGGAUCAAUCUCUAUACUUUUUGGCUCACAAUGAGGACGAAACCAACAUGAGCGAAUCUGCUUCCAAGGUGAAUGAGCAUGAAGCCAAAAUGGCAGCCAAAUUAGCCGUCUAUUUGAUACUGCAAGGUUACCAGCCUGAAGAAAUUACCAUCAUUACCAUGUACUCAGGUCAAAAGACCAUGAUCAAGCGUGCUCUUUGCGAAGAGAGAAGACCUGAUGUUGAUCCAGGGCCAAUCCUGGUGAGCAGUGUGGAUGGCUAUCAAGGUGAAGAGAACAAGAUUGUCAUUCUGUCUCUGGUCCGUAGUAAUGCUGCUGGUCAAAUUGGUUUCUUGAAGGUGGUCAAUCGUGUGUGUGUUUCCUUAUCUAGAGCUCAGCAUGGCUUCUAUAUACUCGGCAAUGCUCGACUCUUGUGUGAAAAGAGUGAUCUCUGGAAUGAGAUUGUUGGCAACUUGGAAGAACAGAAUGGAAAUAUGAUUGGCACCAAACUAGUUCUCAAGUGUCAACGCCAUGGCCAACCCACAGAGAUUCAAUGGCCUGUUGACUUUACAACAGUUGAGGAGGGCGGCUGUCAGCAACAAUGUAAUGAGAUGUUGCCCUGUGGUCACAGAUGUACCUUAAAGUGUCACCCUUACGAUCACAGCGAUUACCGCUGCAAACAACAGUGCGAAAAGAUUUUAAAUUGCAACCACCAAUGUAUGCGUCGCUGUUGUGAAGCAUGUGGGCCUUGCAUCAAGCCAUUGAGCUGCAAGUUGCCAUGUGGACAUACACUUGACUCUGAAUGUGGUAAAAUUAGACGCCUUGCCGCUUCUCCUAGAGGUGAAAGAUGCCCUUUUUGUAAUGCCCCUCUUAGAUAA